Apus apus (common swift) is the source of this 2626-nucleotide messenger RNA. RefSeq names its product coronin 2B (gene CORO2B). Bases 152 to 1630 code for a protein of 492 amino acids. The record is from RefSeq and is a predicted model, not a curated record. The transcript has 13 exons. NCBI's taxonomy places the organism in Eukaryota, Metazoa, Chordata, Aves, Apodiformes, Apodidae. Gene Ontology annotation, biological process: actin filament organization. Gene Ontology annotation, molecular function: actin filament binding.
UCCACCCCACCCCGUCCUUUCGUUUUCUUCUUUAUUUUUUUAUCCCCCCAACCCCCCGCUUUUCCUCCGCGCAUCCCCGCCGGCCGCGGAGCUCCCGCACCCCUUCCGCCACAUCCCGCAUGACUGUCACCAAGAGCUCUUGUCCAGCCAAAUGAGGGACCUCCACAAGUCUAGCGUGCUGGGGAGCAAGCACAGCAGCCUGAUGUCAUGGCGCCCGCAGUACCGCAGCUCCAAGUUCCGGAACGUCUACGGGAAGGUGGCCAGCCGGGAGCACUGCUUCGAUGGCAUCCCCAUCACCAAGAACGUCCACGACAACCACUUCUGCGCCGUCAACGCCCGGUUCCUGGCCAUCGUCACCGAGAGCGCCGGCGGCGGCUCCUUCCUCGUCAUCCCCCUGGAGCAGACAGGCCGGAUCGAACCAAACUACCCCAAAGUCUGUGGUCACCAGGGCAACGUGCUGGACAUCAAGUGGAACCCCUUCAUUGAGAACAUCAUCGCCUCGUGCUCCGAAGACACCUCGGUGAGGAUCUGGGAGAUCCCUGAGGGUGGCCUGAAGAGGAACAUGACGGAGGCCGUCCUGGAGCUGUACGGGCACAGCCGGCGCGUCGGGCUGGUCGAGUGGCAUCCCACCACCAACAACAUCCUCUUCAGCGCCGGCUACGACUAUAAGGUCCUCAUCUGGAACCUGGACAUCGGGGAGCCAGUGAAAAUGAUUGACUGCCACACAGACGUCAUCCUCUGCAUGUCCUUCAACACUGAUGGCAGCCUCCUGGCCACCACCUGCAAGGACAAGAAGCUGCGGGUGGUGGAGCCACGCUCCGGCAGGGUCCUGCAGGAGGCCAGCUGCAAGAACCACCGCGUCAACCGGGUGGUGUUCCUGGGCAGCACGAAGCGGCUGCUGACCACGGGGGUCUCACGCUGGAACACGCGGCAGAUCGCGCUGUGGGACCAGGAAGACCUGUCCAUGCCCCUGAUAGAGGAGGAGAUCGAUGGGCUCUCAGGUCUCCUCUUCCCUUUCUACGAUGCUGACACACACAUGCUGUACCUGGCUGGCAAGGGUGACGGCAACAUUCGAUACUACGAGAUCGGCUCGGAAAAGCCCUACCUGAGUUACCUGAUGGAGUUUCGCUCCCCAGCCCCCCAGAAAGGACUGGGGGUGAUGCCGAAGCACGGGCUGGAUGUGUCAGCCUGUGAGGUCUUUCGUUUCUACAAGCUCGUCACCCUCAAGGGGCUGAUCGAGCCCAUCUCCAUGAUCGUGCCGAGGAGGUCAGAAACGUACCAAGAGGACAUUUACCCCAUGACCCCGGGGACCGAGCCAGCCCUCACGCCUGAUGAAUGGCUGAGCGGGGUGAACAGAGAUCCCAUCCUGAUGUCGCUGAAGGAGGGCUACAGGAGGACAUCCAAGAUUGUCUUCAAGGCACCGGUGAGGGAGAAGAAGAGCGUCGUGGUUAACGGCAUCGACCUGCUGGAGAACGUGCCGCCCCGGACGGAGAACGAGCUCCUUCGGAUGUUCUUCCGACAGCAGGACGAGAUCCGGCGGCUGAAGGACGAGCUCUCGCAGAAGGACAUACGGAUCCGGCAGCUACAGCUGGAGCUGAAGAACUUACGGAACAGCCCGAAGAAUAAUUAACUUCCAGGGACGUUUUAUAAAUAAACUUUCUUUGUUUAUACUUGCUCUUCAAAUUUAUUGUAUCCACUUACACAGAAUAUUGAGCCAGAAGUCAAGUGACCUGCCAAGAGCCCGCUCGCUAACUGGAACUGCGUCCUCCUCGGCUUGUCCAGCACUAACACCACCAGACCCCAGAGGCAGCUGGAGCCGUGUCCCUUCCGUCAGGAUUUCCCAGCACAGGAGGAGCUGAGGUGGUGGUGGCCAAUCCCAGGGACAGCGUGAUGCUUCCUUGCUAUUCUCUUUUUUUGUUUUCCUAUGCAAAAAACAACCCAACAAACACACCCGCGUGUCAGCGGGUGCAGAACUGGACGUGGGGCGUGGGAAGGGCUGAAUCCACAAAACCUGCUGCUGCCAUGGUGGGAACCUGGGACCCUUCCCCUGCUGCUGGGGUGGUGACUGUGGCACAACCAGGCUUUGGCUGGAGCAGCCUGUGUGUCCCCAGGCUACAGCCUGGAGAAGGGAGUUGCUCCACGUGUCCAUGCAUCCCUCCGAGAGCACCUACAUCCUUGAACUGAAAAAAAGGGGCUGGGUUUCCUAACCCGAGGGGGAUAUUUACUCCCUCUGCAUCUGCAUAGUGGGACUUGGCCACCUCUGUGUUGCUGGGACAUGGGGAGGAGGAGGAUGUCACUUGGCUGGCCCCGACGGUCCCCGGGCAGACCUACCCCAUGGGAUGGACCUGGUGGGGACACGCUGGCAUCAGCACGUGUGCAGCCAAGGGGGGUGUGUGGAUUAGGUCUGUAGCACAGGGAACGACACCAAAUACUGCUGGUUUACUAGAGAUAUAAUAUAUAUUUUAACUACAGCAGCAGCUGAACUGCCCAGCACCGCCCGUGAGACAGUUUCUCCUCUCUGUUGGUUGACCUUGUGCCCUGCUCCUGCCGUUAUGAUCCAUGUGCUGUCAUUGCCUAUUAUUUAUGCUACCACAGAAUAGUGAUGAAAUAAAAUGUUUUCAAGAUA